UGAGUUCUUGGGGGGUCGUGUUAUCCCGAGACUUGAGUGAGAGUCUCCCUACUCCGGGAGUCUUUCACCAGCAUGCUGGAAAUUAACAACUCUGUUGCUGAUUGCAUACGUGGAUGGUGGUCUUUUGAGGGACUUCUCCAGGACUCUAAUAGGCACAAAUCCAGGAACUGAAGAAAUCCCCAAUGGGGUCCGGGGAUUUCCUUCCCACAGACUUCUGGGAAAUGUAGUCUCAGGGAAUGUGACAUCGCAGGGAGACAAGCAGGAAAUCCGCAUUCAAGGUUUUGGUCUCCACGAAAUGCUGUCCUUCUCAGAUGUAGCCAUCGAGUUCUCUCCAGAAGAGAGGGAAUGCCUGAAGCCUGCUCAGUGGAAUCUGUACAGGGAUGUGAUGUUGGAGAAUUACAGCCACCUUGAAUUCCUGGGUCUUGCUGUUCCUAAGCCACACCUGGUGACAUUUCUGGAGCAAAGACCAGAGCCUUCAGAUAGGAAGAGACAAGAAGCAGCCACCGUGCACCCAGGAAAAACACCCAGUGAUUAUGUUUACAACAAAGCCAUUGACUGUAACUCACUACACAUUCAACACCAAAGAAUUCGUACAAGGGAGAAACCCUUCAAGUGUGAAGAAUGUGGUAAGGGCCUUAGUUCUUCUAAAGCACUUUCCAUACACCAGAGACUUCACACUGGACAAAAACCCUACGUGUGUAAAGAAUGUCACAAGGCCUUCAAUACUCGCCAAUCACUUUUUAUACACCAGAAAAAUCAUACUGAUGAAAAAACCUACAAGUGUGGAGACUGUGGCAGAUUAUUUUACUAUCCUUCAAUGCUAAAGCAGCAUCAAAAAAUUCAUUCUGGAGAGAAACCCUACAAGUGUGAAGAAUGCGGCAGAGCUUUUUAUGACCCUUCAAACCUAAAUAAACAUCAAAGAUAUCAUUUUGGUGAGAAACCAUACAAGUGUGAAGAGUGUGGCAAAUGUUUUUCCUCAGUUUCAUAUCUUAGACAACAUCAAGUAAUGCACUCCAAAGACUAUCCCUACAAGUGUGCAGAGUGUGGCAAAGGGUUCUCCUCCUUUGCACACCUUCAGAAACAUCAGACAGUUCACACUGAAAAGAAACCAUACAAGUGUAAGGAGUGUGGCAAAUGUUUUUGCUCAUCUUCAUCGCUUAGACGACAUCAACCGAUCCAUUCUGAAGACUAUCCCUACAAGUGUGCAGAGUGUGGCAAAACUCUUUCCAGUUUUAAAAGACUUAAAGAACAUCAGACAAUUCAUACUGGAGAGAAAUCAUACAAGUGUGAAGAGUGUGGCAAAUGUUUUUACUUACCUUUAUCUCUUCAGCGACAUCAAACAAUUCACUGUGAAGACAAUCCCUACAGGUGUGGGGACUGUGGCAGAUGUUUUUACUCCUCACUAUCCCUUAGAGAGCAUCAAACAAUCCAUUCUGAAGACAGUCCCUAUAAGUGUGUAGAAUGUGGCAAACAGUUUUCCUAUUCUAGGAGUCUUCUGGAGCAUCAAACAACUCAUACUGGAGAGAAACCCUAUAAGUGCAAGGAAUGUGGCAAAGCCUUUCAUUAUCAGUCAUCCCUUAGAAAACACAAGAGAGUUCAUACUGGAGAGAAACCCUACACAUGUGAAGCAUGUGACAGAUGCUUUUCCUGUUCUUCAUCCCUUAGACAACAUAAAAGAAAAAAGAAAAUUCAAGGGGAUUGGAGAGAUGGCUCAGAGGUUAAGGGCACUGACUGCUCUUCCAGAGGUCCUGAGUUGAAUUCCCAGCAACCACAUGGUGGCUCACAGCCAUUUCUAGUGAGAUCUUGUGCCAUCUUCUGGCCUGCAAGCAUACAGACAGACAGAAUACUGUAAAAAAAAAAAUCUUUUUUUUUUAAAGGGAAAAAAAAGAAAAUUCAAUCUGAAGACAAUCCCUAAAAGUGUGGGGAAUGUGGCAAAGACUUUGCAAAUCUUUAAAGCCUUACUCAACACAUGAUAUAGUUCAUACAGAAGAGAAAUCCUACAAAUGCCUUAAAAGUUUACUUCAUCAGCCCUUAAAUCACAUCAAAUGAUUCAUUCUGACUACAAAGUCCAUGCGUGUGUGGAGUAUGGUAAAAAUCUUUUGCUAACAAUUUAGAUCUUAUCCAACCCUAAUGAAUCCAUGGUGGAGAAUGUCAAGUUAAUCAUUUUGCAAUGUCAGCAUGAACACUAACAUAGAACAGCUCAGAUGCUAAGAAUGUCAUCAGAGAACAGCAGAGACUUCUCUUUGCUCACAACAGUUUGUUCAAGCAGUGUGUUUGAAACUUGCCUUUAUUAAUAAGUCUCCAUCUUCUGUAACCAUAAAUGCUCCAUGAAACCUUUCCCAUGUCCUAGCUUUGUCCAUUGGUCACCCGGAAUCUGAGAUCUGGGCUGUGACAUAGUUACUGUUGUUUUUCCCAGUGAAGUCAUCCGAGCUCCUGUAACAUCCCUCUUGGUGUGUAAGAAGCUCCGCCUCUCUGAGCUAGCAGGUGUCCACCCAGCGCCUGGCUCUGGAAUCCUUACUGGUAAAUAAAGGACAGAGCCUGAGUUAAGACAGCAUGAAGGCUCUUCCAGUCCAGGACCUCAGCCCCAAGGCAGCAGCGGUGGCUGCAGAGGUGCAGUCGUCAGCUGAGGCAGCUUUAGUGUCAGGUGCAGCUGCUGCUGUGCCUCAGACCAAAGCAGCAGUGCCCACAGAGCAAUAAUGCAGGAAAGGUGUGGAGCAACCGAUCGUUUUCUGACUGGAUACAAAGCUCAUUCCAUAAACGGUAACUGAUGUGAUGUUAUUUUGUGAUAAACUUGUGCCUGACUAGGUGAUAAGCCCUAGGGAGAAUUUAAUGCCAUUAUUCUAAUGAGCGGACAGUAACUAAAUGAACCCAAGUUCUCAUCUUUAUACCCACAGUCAGGCACCUCUUUACAACCAUCUGAAAAUACUGUGAUAGAUGUAUACACAGAUGCUAAUUGGUCAACGUAUGGAGAAUAUUAACUUUGGGAGGACCCUAAUCUGAAAGUGACAUCUGUGUCACACAUUGUGAGGAAGAUCUUUUGAACACAUCUAAAGUCAAAAGUCAGGGCAAAGUGGGAGAAAGAAUGUCAGAGGCAGGUACAGUAGAUGUCUGGAGUAACAGCGGAAACACUGGAACAUUUCUAGAACAGUAAAACAUUGCUAGAAAUGUCAGUACCAUUUUAUGCAUGAACAUAUUGUGGCCAUGACUGGAGAGCACUUACACAAGAUAAACCUUGCCAUCCAACAAGCAUAGCUGCCUAAGUGUCUCACUAUCUGAUUGGAGGAGCUAUUGGCAAUGGAUGUCUCCUAAGGGAGACAGUCAAUCUGGGAGGCUUCCAGGGUCCAGUUGACUGUCCUACACCACUACACAUGGAAGGGGCACUCAGUGGAAAGAAGAAAUAACAACCCCCAAGUCGUGAGAGGAAACUGAUUUUAAUAGAAGUGAUAAGUGGAGG
Messenger RNA from Chionomys nivalis (European snow vole), 3454 nucleotides. RefSeq names its product zinc finger protein 58-like. Gene Ontology annotation, biological process: regulation of DNA-templated transcription. The record is from RefSeq and is a predicted model, not a curated record. The coding region runs from base 296 to 1852 and encodes 518 amino acids. The transcript has 4 exons. NCBI's taxonomy places the organism in Eukaryota, Metazoa, Chordata, Mammalia, Rodentia, Cricetidae.